Oreochromis niloticus (Nile tilapia) is the source of this 4130-nucleotide messenger RNA. RefSeq names its product sodium-dependent neutral amino acid transporter B(0)AT2. Lineage: Eukaryota; Metazoa; Chordata; Actinopteri; Cichliformes; Cichlidae. Gene Ontology annotation, cellular component: plasma membrane. The transcript has 12 exons. The coding region runs from base 342 to 2312 and encodes 656 amino acids. The record is from RefSeq and is a predicted model, not a curated record. Gene Ontology annotation, biological process: amino acid transport; nitrogen compound transport; sodium ion transmembrane transport.
CACGGCGUCGUGGCGCGAGAUAUGCGGAAGAACGCUGCUACGUCGUAGUAAACGGCUUAACAACGAAAAUGCCGCGUUUAUAACAUGGCCAGCGAUUAUAGGUCUUACUUUAGUAUUUAAGAAUUUAAUAAUAGUGGUUUGAGAAGUUUCUAGCAUGUUAGAUUAAAGAAGGAACAUAGAAACAGAACAAUAACUGAGCUCGAUAUUGUUUUAGUGAUAGUUCAGCAGCGACACGUGGCCGUUUCCUCUAACCAAAAGGAGGGAUAAAAGAUUAUCGUCGUUGCUCUCCGUUACUUGCCUCUUUUUCUACCUCUUCGUUGACUACACCCGCUGCUUGCCAGAUGGAGAAGCAGCCCUUGCCAGCUGAUGAUGACAAGACAGAAGCCACAGAAGUUGAUGGGCUCACUGGAGAGAGCAGCCCGCAGGAGACGUCUGAGCCAGACGCCCGAGCUGGAUGGAACAGUAAAAUAGAGUACUUUUUGGCUCAAGUGGGAUUCAGCGUUGGACUCGGCAAUGUCUGGAGGUUUCCGUAUUUGUGUCACCAGAAUGGAGGAGGAGCCUUUCUCCUGCUGUACAUCCUGCUGAUGCUACUUGUGGGCAUCCCCUUGUUCUUCCUGGAGUUGGCAGCCGGUCAAGCCAUCCGACAGGGCAGCAUCGGAGUAUGGAAAUACAUCUCACCCAGGCUGUCCGGCAUUGGUUACUCCAGCUGUGUGGUUUGUUUCUUUGUGGCUCUCUACUACAAUGUGAUCCUUGCAUGGAGUCUUUUCUAUCUCGGGAACUCAUUCCAGCACCCAUUACCUUGGGAGAAGUGCCCAGAAGAGGGGAAUGUAACAGUAAAGGAAUGUAGCGAGAGCUCUCCCACGUCAUAUUUCUGGUACCGCAAAGCUCUGGAUAUCACAGAUUCAAUCGAUGAGACAGGUUCUUUCAACACUUACAUCGUCUGCUGUCUGCUGGCAGCCUGGACCGUCGUGUGUCUGGGGAUGUUCAAGGGUAUCAAGACGUCUGUAAAGGUGAUGUAUUUCUCUUCCAUCUUCCCAUACGUGGUGCUGUUCUGCUUUCUCAUCCGAGGGCUCCUGCUGGAUGGAGCCUUUCAAGGAAUCGGCUUCAUGUUCUACCCCAAGUUGGAAAUCUGGGCAGAUGUGCAGGUGUGGCGACAGGCAGCUACGCAGGUUUUCUUUGCGCUGGGCCUUGGCUUUGGGUCCAUUAUCGCCUACUCUUCCUACAACCCCAGGAACAACAACUGCCACCGUGAUGCCUUCACCGUCUCCUUCAUAAACUUCCUCACAUCUGUGCUGGCUACUCUGGUGGUCUUUGCCGUGCUUGGUUUCCGAGCUAAAAACAAGGCCAUGGAGUGUGUAGCCAGCAACUUGAGUGACCUGUCAAAACACUUUCACGAAGGUCUUGUGCCCAAUAACGUGAUGCCACUGUUUAACUACUCUGAUCCCAAAUCUGUGGCUCUGGAGGACUACAGAGUCUGGGUCAAACAGUAUGGAUCUAUGGUGCCUGGCAAUUUAACAGACUGUGACCUGGAAAAAGAAAUGCAGAAGGGUGUGGAGGGAACAGGUCUAGCUUUCAUCGCCUUCACAGAGGCCAUGACCCUCCUGCCUGGCAGCCCUUUCUGGUCCGCCCUCUUCUUUCUCAUGCUACUCAAUCUUGGACUCAGCACUAUGUUUGGCACUAUGGAGGGCAUCCUCGCCCCCCUGAGUGACCGCUUCAAAUGUCUGGCGAGGAACAAAACCAAGCUCACAAUUGCCAGCUGCAUCAUUGGCUUUCUGCUCGGCCUGCUCUUCACCCAGCGCUGCGGGAACUACUUUGUGAUGAUGUUCGAUGAUUACUCUGCCACACUGCCACUCAUCAUCGUGGUGGUUUUUGAGACUUUCAGUGUGUCUUGGUUGUAUGGAGCUGAUAGAUUCCUUAACGACAUUGAAGGAAUGCUGGGCUGGCGUCCCAGUGUUGUUUACAAAUACCUGUGGAAAUACAUUUGCCUGCUUGCUAUGCUUGGGCUGCUCGGAGCCACCACUAUCCGCAUGUUCCUGUCUCGCCCCACGUAUAUGUCAUGGAACCAGGAAAAGGCUUCUGAGGAGAAUUUGGAAUAUCCUGAUUGGGCUCUGGCUGUUUUGGCUUUAUUAAUCAUAUUUGCCACAUUGCCCGUGCCAGUGGGCUUCAUCCACGCUUUUCUACAAAAGAGAAACACACAAACUUCCAGGGAUGCAGAGAAUGGUCACUACAGGAUGGUUAACACUGAGGAAACUGCUAUGACCGACUUUUCAGCACUGGAACAUAGGAAUGGGGACGCUGCUCCGGUUUCCUAAACCCUCAACAAAUGGGCUGUGUUUAAGGAGAAGGAACUUAUCAGUGAUAUAUAAGCUGAUGUAUUAUAAAAGACACAGUCAGUUUGUUACUGAGCCUUGGGGUUACCUCACAUGUUCAAAAUGCGAAACACAUCUACAUAAUGCCAGCUGUUAAACUCGGCCUCUGUGAAGGCGAUGAAUUACAUUAAAAGAGGAAGUUAAGCAAGAAAGGUGAUAAGCUGCACAGCUUCUCUGCUGUUGCUCACAGAAUGAUGGAAGAAGCUGGAUUGUAAUCCAGGGUCUUCACUAAAAGGACAUGAGUUCCCAGGAGUCUGUGACCUGUAGUAUUAAACUAUGUUUUCUGUUACUACCACUAAUUACAGAUGCUGCCAAAUUAGUCAGAAAUAUUCCAAAUGGCCAUUUUAAUAAUUUCCCUUCUUUUUAAACUUUUAAAGUCAAAAGUAGAUCUAGAUGCUAAAGAUGCUCCAGCAGCUUUUAAAAAGUUUGUGGGAUGGAGCAAAUAAUUUAUUGGUUUGUGAAAACUACUAGGUAAAAUUUCCAUCAAGUUAUUUUUACCAAAGUUAGUGUCCAAAUAAGCAAAAAUAUGCUUUUAAUAUAAGACAUAAAUAUUCUGUGAUCCCAAAGCAAGUGUUGGCAAGCAGAGUUUGGACCAUCAGAGCCUCUGCUCCUGACCACUGCCCAGUCCACAAUGUAUGGAACCACACAGUACCUCCUGCUGGCAGGGAUGACAAACAGUUGUUUUGUUAAUGUUGUUACAUACUUAACAUUCAUUUACAUCCUCCUUUCAUUUUCGUAGUUUCUUUUCCUUCUGUUCGUCAUUCAUUACAAUAACCUGUGAAUUGUGAUUGAUCAUGAGCCGGCUGAGCUACUACAUCAUUAACCGUUCACUGCUGUCUCUGUUGAGGUCAGACUUGCGGUGACUGCCAAAUAUUUUCAUUGUAUGUUUAUUUUCUUCCUGAGCAACUUGGAUUAAUACUUACAGUACAACGCAGUACAAGUUUACUAUCACGUUUACUCCCGAAAUUAGUCGCUUUAGCUACGUAUGCUGCUGUUCAGCACAACAUGUUUACAGUCAAGAAAACACAAGCGAGACCAGACUCUGUGUUUGAACUUGAUAAGAUAUUAAACACUACGUAAGCAGGUGUAGCUGCUCAGGUUAUAAUAAACAUGCAGGCUAGCAUUAUUUGUUCAAGGAAACAGCUGAUAAAUGUGUGGUGAGGUUUUUAUGUCCUCUGUUUUUUAAACUCCUCGGUAACAAAGCCAGUGCAAAAAAAAUCAGCACGUCUGUAUUUAGAGUACAAAGACUGACUGAAGCUGUUGUCAAGUGACAUCAUGCCUAAUGCAACAAAAAGAUAAAAAGAUAUUUCUAUGAUGUGUAUAUAUGUAAAUGGUACAUGUAAAAUAGUUUUAAACAAUAGCUAAACUUUUUGUAGUUGUAAAUGGGAAAUUGCAUAAAGGACCUUUUGUGUAUGUUUUUUGUAAAGAUUAAUAUAUUUUUUAGACUUCAUUGCUCUGUCAUAUCGUCUCACAGCUGCAGUGUUUUCUGAUGUAGUUUUUCCGUUUUAGCAGGAUACAGCUGAAUGAAUUGACUUGAUGGAUCAUUAUGCUGUUUAAUCCCGGGUGCCUUUAGCUCUAAUAGGGCAGAAUGAACAAACCGUUAAAAGCAUCCCAGCGUUCUUGUAAUUUUAAAAACAUUUGUUUUGACAUUGCAGUAGUGUGUAAGUAGGACGUGAGUUUGUAUAAUGUUCAAAAUGUAUGUAAGAUACUAUUGUUGUAUUAUAUGUUGCUGUUCUUUUAUUAAUAAACUUUAGCAUCUCA